Molecule: messenger RNA, 2594 nt
Organism: Nannospalax galili (Upper Galilee mountains blind mole rat)
Lineage: Eukaryota; Metazoa; Chordata; Mammalia; Rodentia; Spalacidae
Product: maestro heat-like repeat-containing protein family member 6
Exons: 11
Coding region: 144-1562 (472 amino acids)
Cellular component (GO): cytoplasm
Source: RefSeq, a predicted model, not a curated record
CCAGGGUGGUAGCCGAGCUGUGGCGAAGCCUAAGCCGGAACCAGCGAGUAAAUGGGCAGGUGUUGGUGCAACUGCUGUGGGCGUUGGAAGGUUCAACUGGGCCUGAGCCUGAGGCGCUGGCGGCCACACGUGCUCUCGGGGAGAUGUUGGCAGUGUCUGGAUGUGUGGGAGCCACCCGAGGAUUCUACCCCCACCUACUGCUAGCUCUGGUCACUCAGCUACACGAGCUGGCUCAAGGUGCUCGAUCCCCUGACAGCCCUAAGGUUUGGCCCACUCACCGAGGGCCACCGCACAGCCAUGCAAGCUGUACGGUGGAGGCCUUGAAGGCCCUCCUCACAGGGGAUGGCAGCCGCAUGGUGGUCACAUGCAUGGAACAGGCAGGAGGCUGGAGGAGACUGGUAGGAGCCCACACCCACCUGGAGGGUGUCCUGCUGCUGGCCAGUGCCAUGGUGGCACAUGCUGACCACCAUCUUCGAGGCCUUUUCGCAGACUUGCUUCCUCGGCUACGCAGUGAGGAUGACCCGCAGCGCCUCACAGCUAUGGCCUUCUUCACUGGGUUGUUGCAGAGCCAGCCCACUGCACGGCUACUCCGCGAGGAGGCCAUCCUGCAGCGGCUCUGCACUUGGCAGGGAGACCCUGAGCCCACCGUGCGCUGGCUGGGUCUGCUCGGCCUCGGACACCUUGCUCUGAGUCGUGGGAAGGUACGGCACGUGAGCAUGCUGCUGCCUGCACUCCUGGGAGCGCUGGGCGAAGGCGAUGCGCGGCUCGUAGGUGCGGCCCUAGGCGCUCUGCGCAGGGUACUGAUGCAGCCCGGAGCACCAGUGCGGCUCCUGAGCGCUGAGCUGCGGCCACGCCUCCCGCCACUGCUAGACGACGUCCGGGACUCGGUCCGCGCCUCGGCAGUCGGGCUUCUUGGAACGCUGGUGCGGCGGGGCCGGGGAGGGCUCCGCCUGGGGCUCCGCGGACCCCUGCGGAAAUUGGUGCUGCAGAGUCUGGUGCCGCUGCUGCUGCGCCUACAUGACCCCAGCCAGGAUGCUGCCGAGAGCUCAGAGUGGACUCUAGCCCGCUGUGACCAGGCCCUUCGCUGGGGCCUGCUAGAGGAGAUGGUUACCGUGGCCCACUAUGACAGCCCUGAGGCUCUAAGCCGCGUCUGCCACCGCCUGGUUCAGCGAUAUCCAAGCCAUAUUCCUCGCUUUCUGAGUCAGACCCAGGGCUACCUGCGGAGCCCACAGGACACCUUACGCCGGGCGGCCACUGUGCUCAUAGGCUUCCUGGUCUAUCAUGUGAGCCCGGGUGGAGUCAGUCAGGAUCUGCUGGACUCUCUGUAUCAGGACCUGGGGCAGCUGCAGGGUGAUCCCGAAGCUGCGGUGUCCUCGGCGGCGCACGUGUCCGCACAGCAGGUGGCGCUGCUUGCUCGGGCGCAGGGCCGACCGCGGAGCCCCCGCCUCUUACGCCUGAUCCAGCGGUGCUCGGGUCCAGCUCGGCCCCACCCGCUCUAUGCUGACAGUCCGUUCCAGCGCAGGAGCCUUGCAGGCCGUUGGAGCUGCCCCGCACCCCGUUGAGCCUGACCUGAUGCCUAGAGUCAUGGCACCCCAUCCCUGCUGUUGCCAGUCUCCACAAAGGCAAAUCUGCAAAAGAGGCCCCACCCAAGGGACACACUGGGCCUGGUGCUGGGCACUGGUGACCCUUGCUCUGGGACUCCUCUCCAUGGGCCCACCAUGUGGCAGCUAUGUCACCAACAAGGGCAGAUGGCACAUUUCACCCCAAGCCCUUCUCCUUGCGUUCUUGGUCUCCUGCCAGGCCAGUUCUGUGAACUCCCUGGAGUGUGUCCUCUGCUCCAGCGUGGACCUGCCACCCGAUAUGGAUAAUAUGUGACAUGAAUAAUACCUCCCAAGCAAGGUUCUGACCAGGACAAUAAAGCUGGCACCACCACCACAGGCUGCCCUGCCCGCUUUCCAUGGCUCAGUCUGCCUAGCCUUCUCCCACCUGUCAGGGCCUUCCCAGUCAUCCAUCCCUGUGUUUGGGCCCUCAAUUCCUUACAGCUGUCCUGACUUAUGUCCUUUCUGCUCAAGAGGUAUUGACCUACCCUCCUGUUCACACCUGCUGUUCCCACUCCUCCGGCUACCCCACUCCCUACCCCACUCUUGCCAGAGCCCGCCUGGACCAUGGUGGAUUCCUGACCUCCCUUCUUGCUGGAAAGCCCAAGCCAGGGUUAUACCUGUGGACUGAAGUACAGGGAACAGCUAUCCCACGCCCACCAGCCUGUGAAUGGCUAUGUACAGGGCUGAACAGGAAUGGCAUGGCUGGACAGACAGGAAGAGUUCACCAUAGCUGUGCCCCCAUUCCUCCAGGCACUUGCAUAAAUGACUUCCUCCACUUAGAAUGCCUACUUCGGGGGUGGAGAGAUGGCUCAGUGGCUAAGAGCACCGGCUGCUCUUACAGAGGACCCAGGUUUGAUUCCUGGCACCCACAUGGCAGCUAACAACCAUAUGUAACUCCAGUUCCAGUGAAAUUCAAAAGCCUUCUUCCAAUCUCCUCCAGCAUUGCAUGACAUGGCUGCACUUACAUACAUGCAGGCAUACACAGAAAAUAAA